This is a messenger RNA of Nymphaea colorata (pocket water lily), 2673 nucleotides long. RefSeq names its product acetolactate synthase 2, chloroplastic-like. The record is from RefSeq and is a predicted model, not a curated record. Gene Ontology annotation, molecular function: flavin adenine dinucleotide binding; acetolactate synthase activity; magnesium ion binding. The coding region runs from base 244 to 2277 and encodes 677 amino acids. The transcript has a single exon. Gene Ontology annotation, cellular component: acetolactate synthase complex. NCBI's taxonomy places the organism in Eukaryota, Viridiplantae, Streptophyta, Magnoliopsida, Nymphaeales, Nymphaeaceae. Gene Ontology annotation, biological process: L-valine biosynthetic process.
GAAUGGCUUUGAGGGAAAGAAAGAAAAUCCAGAUUCAAAAUCCAAUUUGAUGAAAAUCUGGAUCCGCAAGGACCUACCUAACUGCUCCGUCGUGAAGUCUCUGGUCCAUCACCACUCAAAGAGGGAAAGUGGGGAAGUCCCAAAGGGCUCGUCUCCGCCGCCGGCUGCUCUCCCUGCGCCUCUUUCCGGUGGAGCCUAACAGUGAUCGCGAGAGAGAGAUAAAGAGCACUUGGGUCAUCUUUAAUGGCGUCUACCACUAUGAAGGUAGCAGCUACCACCACCAUCACCACCACCACCACCAAAAGCUUCCUUCCUACCAAGAGCCCUAGCUACCAUCACCACAACUUAACAAUCCCCCCUCCUUCAUGCUCAUCACGCAGAGCCACUGCACUUACCAUCAGAAACGCUCUUCCCCCAUCCCAGCAGCCCCGCCAUAAAUCACUCGAUCACGCCACCGCCACCGUCCCAACGCAGCACGAGCGCCGUUCCGCCGUCGCCGCCCAGUCGAUCCCUGCGCCCUUCGUCUCUCGUUUCCCUCCGGAUGAGCCGCGCAAGGGAGCGGACAUCCUCGUUGAGGCGCUUGAGCGUGAGGGCGUCUCUCACGUCUUCGCGUAUCCUGGUGGCGCCUCCUUGGAGAUCCACCAGGCCCUUACUCGCUCUUCCUCCAUCGAGAACGUCCUCUGCCGGCAUGAGCAGGGCGAGAUCUUCGCUGCCGAGGGCUACGCCCGAUCGACGGGCCGCGUCGGCGUUUGCAUCGCUACCUCCGGCCCCGGCGCCACCAACCUUGUCAGCGGCCUCGCCGACGCCCUCCUUGACAGCGUACCGCUCGUCGCCAUCACCGGUCAGGUUCCCCGCCGUAUGAUCGGCACUGACGCCUUCCAGGAAACCCCCAUCGUCGAGGUCACCCGCUCCAUCACCAAGCACAAUUACCUAGUUCUCGACGUUGACGACAUCCCACGCAUCGUCCAUGAGGCCUUCUUCCUCGCCUCCUCUGGCCGCCCGGGCCCUGUCCUAAUCGACAUCCCCAAGGACAUCCAGCAGCAAUUGGCCAUCCCCAACUGGAUGCAGAAGAUGAAACUCCAUGGUUACAAUCAGAGAUUGCCGAAACUCCCCAUCUCUUCCCAGGUCGAGCUCAUCGUUGAUAUGAUCGCCAGUGCAAAGAAGCCCGUUCUGUAUAUCGGUGGCGGCUGUAUCAAUUCCGGCGAGGAGCUCCGCCGGUUCAUCGAGCUCACUGGCAUCCCCGUCACGAGCACUCUAAUGGGUCUCGGCAUCUUUCCUUCUGCUGCUGAUCUUAGUCUGCAGAUGCUGGGGAUGCACGGGACGGUUUACGCGAACUAUGCGGUCGAUCAGGCCGAUCUGUUGCUCGCCUUUGGUGUGAGGUUCGACGAUCGGGUGACCGGAAAACUGGAGGCGUUUGCGAGUCGGGCGAGCAUCGUUCAUAUCGAUAUUGACCCAGCUGAGAUCGGGAAGAACAAGCAGCCCCAUGUAUCGCUCUGUUCAGAUAUCCGGCCGGCGUUGGAACUGCUCAACGAGCUGUUGGUGCAGCGGGAGGAGGUUCUUCAGAGUCUAGACUUCUCAGGGUGGAGGGUUGAAUUGGAGGAACAGAAGCGGAGAUGGCCAUUGAGCUUUCAGUCAUUCGGCGAUGCGAUCCCCCCGCAGUAUGCCAUCAAAGUGCUUGACGAAUUGACUGAGGGGGAGGCGAUCAUCAGCACUGGAGUCGGGCAGCAUCAAAUGUGGGCGGCUCAGUGGUACAAGUACAAGAGGCCUCGGCAGUGGCUGACUUCUGGUGGAUUGGGGGCAAUGGGGUUCGGUCUGCCGGCUGCAAUAGGAGCAGCAGUCGGCAAUCCAGGUACCCUGGUGAUUGACAUUGACGGGGACGGCAGCUUCGUCAUGAAUGUGCAAGAAUUGGCCACCAUUAGAGCGUACAACCUGCCUGUGAAGAUCAUGCUACUGAACAACCAGCACCUGGGUAUGGUGGUUCAGUGGGAAGAUCGAUUCUACAAGGCGAAUAGAGCGCACACUUAUCUCGGAGAUCCAGCAAAAGAGUCCGAGAUAUUUCCUAACAUGACGAAAUUUGCAGAGGCCUGUAAUAUUCCAACUGCCCGCGUGACUCGGAAGUCGGAACUGGAGGCAGCCAUUCGGAAGAUGUUGGACACUCCAGGGCCUUACUUGCUGGAUGUGAUUGUCCCGCAUCAGGAGCACGUCUUGCCGAUGAUUCCCAGCGGAGGGGCAUUCAAGGAUGUGAUUACGGAGGGAGAUGGCAGGAGAAGUUACUGAAGCUCUGAAGAUUUAUCAUAUGAGAUAUCAUUUGUAUAUAAGUGGUAUUGAGUUCUACAAGGGACUGGGCUUAACUUUUCCGUUUUCCCUCUUGGUUUAAUUGCUAGUCCUCUGUUAUUUAUCUCUUAUGAGUUUUCAGUAGAUUGGAGCUUAUGAUUUAGCCUAAGGAAUUAGUUGUUCAUCUGCUAAUUCUUUUGGACACAGUUGAGAUAAGUAUCAAAUCAUGGGUGAUGUAUGAUGUACUGAUUUCGGCUCUUCUGUCUGUUUUUGUUUAACAAGGAAUGAAGUUUACAACCGGUGUUGAACUCCGUCAGUUAUUUUGCUCCUUCUGUUAUUGUAGCACGUUGAAAGCUUGUGGAAGAUUGUAUGGAAUACUAUAUUGUGAUUUUGUGUUAA